AUGAUGUCUGUACCCAAUGCAACAGAGAACGCAUUCUCCACCUUCCUAGUGACAGGAAUCCCUGGACUAGAGGCCAUAUAUAUGUGGCUCUCUAUUCCCUUUAGUGCCAUGUUUCUAGUGACUUUGGCAGGCAAUAUCACCAUCAUGUUGGUUAUCUGGACUGAGAGAAGCCUCCAUGCCCCCAUGUACUUUUUUCUGGCAAUGUUGGCAGCCUCAGACCUAGGUCUGUCCCUCUGCACAUUCCCCACUAUGCUAAGGAUCUUCUGGCUGAAGGCCCGGGAGAUGAGCUUCCCUGCCUGUUUCAUUCAGAUGUUCUUCAUCCACACCUUCCAGGAUUUUGAAUCAGCUGUGAUUUUGGCUAUGGCCUUUGAUCGUGUUGUGGCCAUUUCCAAACCCUUGCACUAUGCUUCCAUCCUUACCAGUGGGGCAAUCACCAAGAUUGGUCUGGCCAUUUUGAUACGGACAAUUGCAGUACAAAUUCCCCUUCCCAUCUUGCUGAGAAGGUUACACUUCUGUCGUUCUAAUGUGCUCUCCCACUCCUACUGCCUACAUCCAGACAUCAUCAAGCUCUCCUGCUCAAAUACCAGAAUAAACAGCAUCUUUGGCUUAUUUGUUGUUCUAUCCACCAUGGGCCUUGAUUUCCUUCUCAUUCUCUUCUCCUAUGUCCUGAUUCUAAAGACUGUGCUGAACAUUGCAUCCCAUGUGGGACGUCUCAAGGCCCUCAACACCUGCAUCUCCCAUCUUUGUGCUGUGGUCCUUUUCUUUACUCCCAUGAUCUGCCUGUCAAUGCUACAUAGGUUUGGACCAAAGCUUCCUUCCCAUGUUUAUGUGCUUAUAGCUAACAUGCACUUCCUCAUUCCCCCUGUGAUGAACCCUAUUGUUUAUGUAGUGAAGACCAAACAAAUCCGAGAUACAAUCAUUAAGGUAUUUCAUAGAAAGGGACCAGAGGAAUCUUAA
Gracilinanus agilis (Agile Gracile Mouse Opossum) is the source of this 957-nucleotide messenger RNA. RefSeq names its product olfactory receptor 51G2-like. The record is from RefSeq and is a predicted model, not a curated record. Gene Ontology annotation, molecular function: G protein-coupled receptor activity; olfactory receptor activity. Gene Ontology annotation, cellular component: membrane. Lineage: Eukaryota; Metazoa; Chordata; Mammalia; Didelphimorphia; Didelphidae. The transcript has a single exon. Gene Ontology annotation, biological process: G protein-coupled receptor signaling pathway. Bases 1 to 957 code for a protein of 318 amino acids.